GUCAAUAAUACGUAACGUCCGAUUAGUAAAAGACAACAUGGCGUCGUUAGAAGAAUGGAGCGAUAUUGCUGAUACAGCUUUAAUUGGCAUUUUUUCGCGUCUGUCUGACCUAGACCGUCUGAAUGCUGCCUGCACGUGCAAGAACUGGUACCGGCUGUUCUCAACAUCCGCUCUAUGGCGGUGGAGACGCGUUAAGUUUGACACAGCGUCUCCAGAACUUACGGCGGAGCGCGAAAUCAAAUUCCUCGAUAAGUUCGGACACUGCCUGAACAAACUAUCCAUUUCGUUAGGGAGACCGAAUUUUAAAACCUGCAUGACGAUAUCCAAAGCGGCGGGCGUCUACUUUCAACGCAUGCACAGUCGCAACGACAUCCGGCUGAGGAUACUAGAACUGGAAGGUUUACACAUGGAGCAACGCUGGCACUUCGCACUUUCUAGAAACCGACUCGUGUCUUCUUUAUGCAAAAUGAUACGGAAACAAAAAUAUAUUGAGUCCAUUUAUAUGGCGAGCGCCAGAAUGCGCCUUGUCGACGGAUCGCGUAUUUUAGAGGCGCUUGCAAAAGGCGCCACGGGUUCAACUAUCAAAAACAUCUAUAUGGAGGACUUCUUUGAGCACAACGUCUUCCCUUUCCGCUACGAGCGAUUCGUGACGGCCAUGUCCAAGUUUUCCUCCUUAGAAAGUUUAAACAUUAAUUACCGAUACAUUAACGGCGUCAUGCUGCGAAACAUGGCAAACAAAUUGAACCACUGCUUGAAAAAUCUUUCUCUCGUCAUCGAGGGCGACGUGCGAGGUAUCGAAAUUCCGGCUGACGUUUGGACGGAGUUCGGGGAGAAGUGCCCCGGGGCGGAAGUCGGCAUAUAUCUCUGCACGACGGUCGUUCGCGGUAAUGACCUGCGGACGACGUUUGUCCGAGGUAUUCCGAUUGGACACGUGUACCUGACGUCGUGGUCAAGAGUGGACGAGACGGAGUCAAGACUGGCCGCGCUGCUUCGACAUCUUGGAAAUCUUUACCACAACUCUAUGAACAGUUUCGCGAUGUUCUUUGAGCAGCAUGAGCGCAUAGACGCGGGUCUCCUCUUCCUGCUCCGUCGGUGUCGGCACCUGGAGGACCUCUGUGUGCAGGCGCGCCUGUCCGCCGACACCGUCAUUGAGAUCAUGAAGUUGCAGCAUCAGAAUCGUCUAGCCCUGAAGUCCAUCAACCUAACGGUGCCCGGCCUGACAUCCGACGACUGGCGGCGCAUUGACGCCGAAAAAGAGCGCCUACUGACCGCCGUCCCCGACUUCAUCUACGUCGGCCCCACCGAGUUCGGCUCAAGCACGAGCGGCAGCAGCACGGACAGCACCGAUGACGUAAACGAAGACGUAGACGACGGUGGCGAUGACGUCAUUAUCGAUGAUGAUGACGAAGUUUUCCUGAUCAACGCGAAUAACUUGGAUGUAGAGGUAGAGCUGGAGAGAGACGAUGAUGCUGAUAAUGAGGAGGAAGGUCUGGGGUUCAUCUUGCCGCCUCGUGACAUGAAUAACAAUGAUGAUGACAACAAUGCGUUGGAGUAGUGGCGUCCAGGAGCAGGCUUAAGCUUUUUUUCACGGACAACGAUGAUAUAUGAGCCGCGUUCUUGAAACUGGGCUAAACGCAUAUGCGUAAAAUAACGUCCCAGAUUAGCAUGUUCUGUCCGAACAUGCUAAUCAGGGGCGACAAUUUCCGCCUCAAAAGGAUUUCCGGUUAAAGAAACUUCCUUUAACCGAGAAAUUUAAUAAAUGCUCAAAGUGUCGUCCCUGAUUGGCCUGUUCGGACUGCACAUGCUUAUCAUGGACGACACUUAGCGCACAUGCAUGAAGCCUGGACGACACUUAGCGCACAUGCAUGAAGCCUGGACGACACUUAGCGCACAUGCAUGAAGCCUGGACGACACUUAGCGCACAUGCAUGAAGCCUGGACGACACUUAGCGCACAUGCAUUAAGCCCCGUUUGCCCAGAACGAUGUUCAUAUGUAUACAAUUAUAUAGUUAAUGUGUAGUUAUUGUUAAAUGGCAUUAAUGGGCUGCAUUUACAAAAACGCCUAUGGGCUUAAAUCAAGCUUAGGAAUACAGAAUAACAAUUGCUUCUAUUGUUCUUUGAAAAAACAUGGCCAUUAAGUGGAGUCUCAUGAAGGUAUUUACGGAAUAUAAUUUAAGCAUUUGUUGUUUUAAAGGACUUUAAUGAUGACAUACUUGGCAUUUGUAGGAGACCGAUCCAUGAAGGCGCAGUACUUAAUAGUUUUGACUAACUCAUUUCUCGAACGCGCAGUACUUAAGAUUUUUUACUCACUCAAGUCUCGAACAAGCAGUACUUACUAGUUUUUAAUUACUCAAGUCUCGAACGCUAAUUAUUUAAUAGUUUUUACUCACUUAAGUAACGCACGAGCAGUACUUUAUAGUUUUAACUCACUUAAGUCUCGAAACUGCAAUUCUUAUUAGUUUUGACUCACUCGAGUCUCGAACGCGAAUUACUUAAUAGUUUUGACUCACUCAAGUUUCGAACGCGCUGUACUAAAUAGUUUUGACUAACUCAAGAGCGAAUCGCAGUACUUAUUAGUUUUGACUCACUCAAGUCGCGAACACGCAGUACUUAAUAGUUUUCACUCUCUCAAUUCUCGAACGCGCAGUACUUAAUAGUUUUGACUCACUCAAAUCUCGAAGGCGAAGUAUUUUAUAGUUUUGACUCACUCAAGUCUCGAGCACGCAGUACUUAAUAGUUUUUCCUCACUCAAGUAUCGAAUCGCAGUACUUAUUAGUUUGGACUCACUCAAGUCGCGAACACGCAGUACUUAAUAGUUUUGACUCAAUCAUAUCUCGAAGGCGAAGUAUUUAAUAGUUUUGACUCACUCAAUUCUCGAACGCGCUUUACUUAACAGUUUUGACUCACUCAAUUCUCGAAGGCGAAGUAUUUUAUAGUUUUGACUCACUCAAGUCUCGAACGUGAUGUACUUAAUAGUUUUGACUCACUCAAAUCUCGAACGCGCAGUACUCAAUAGUUUUCACUCACUCAAGUCUAGUUAUAAGACAUUAGUCUAGUUAAGUUUCCAUUCUUAAGUCUCGCUUCCAUUCAUUUGUCUAGUUAAUUUUAACUUGUUGAGUCUCGUUUCAAUUAUUUAGUCUAGUUAACUUUCCAUGCGUAUGUCUCGUCCCAAUAAAUUAGUCUAGUUUAGUUCCGAUUCUUAAGUCUAACAACCGUUUUCAGAGGACUUGUCUAGCGGUGUGAUAGUUUGCGUCACAUUAAGUGCCAUAACGCUCCUGAAGCAUAUCUAACGGAGCACGUAUGUGCAUCCCGUGUUAUAAGCAAUAAAGUUGACAAAUAUAAGUGGUAUGAAAUUGUUAUACAUUCAAAAACAUAAUUAUAUUAAUAAACUGGAGUCUACGAACGAAACACAUUGAUUAUCCAUGUGGCGAGUCACAUUUUGUGUUUGCAUUCUAUUAUAUAAAUCGCUUACAUUUCUUGUUAAUAUAGCCAUAACCUGUUGAUUUGUUGAACACUGACUUAUCGAUGUAUACAUGUAUAUUAUUGAAUAAUAUACACUAAUGGUAAUUCAACCAAGAGAACUGUAUUAUUCUUAAUGACUGUAUUUUUUCCAGGAUAAGAAUCAAUUCCAUUUCAAAAUACAAUAAAUUAUAAAAAAUAUAUUUACGCUUUGCGGCUUUGAGGUCCCAGUACGAUCCCGAACAAAUCGUUGGUCUCUUGUGUGCGUUUCCUCGAAUGAUGUAUCGUAAUGCAUACGAAACUCCGUUAGAAAUAACGCCAUGAAAUGUGAAACACGAACAAAGUGAAAGAACUUUUACGAAGAUGUGUAUUUUACACGACGAUGAAAUCGCACAAGAGCGUUUGAACAAAACACGCUCGCAUAUCGAACGUUCGCCUGUUGAUUUCGCUUUAAGCAUAUUUUUCAUUGAGUCUGCGCACCCUCAUUGUCGUACUAUGUUAACUUCGGUUGAAGAUUACGUAAUGCAUUAAAAGGAGAAAAGGCAAGUGGAAAUAACGGAAUCCGUACGUACUAUAUACGACAUACCGUUGGGCAUUUUGCGUUUUUUUCAGCGACCCCGGGAGUAAGCGCACGUAUUGACAUAAUUACAUUUAUUCUUUUUUUCCAGCUUACUAAAUCUUGGGUUGCAUUAACUUGUCACGAAUCGAAUAACGAAAUCGUAGUGUACUGACUAAAA
Molecule: messenger RNA, 4195 nt
Organism: Dreissena polymorpha
Lineage: Eukaryota; Metazoa; Mollusca; Bivalvia; Myida; Dreissenidae
Product: F-box only protein 39-like
Exons: 3
Coding region: 38-1555 (505 amino acids)
Molecular function (GO): protein binding
Source: RefSeq, a predicted model, not a curated record